AGGCGGCGGCGAGGAGAAACCGAGGGAGGGCGACGAGAGGAGGCCGGGCCGGCGGCGGGAGAGGCCGAGCGAGCGUUUUCGAGGUCCGGGAUGCCCUACAAGCUGAAGAAAGAGAAGGAGCCUCCAAAGUCCACUAAAAGCACUACAAAAGCCAGUAGUAGCAGCAGCAGCAGCGGCGGUGGCGGCGGCGGCGGCGGUAGCAGUGGCAGUGGCAAAGAUGGAGGCACGGAGAAUUCAGAAGAGGUCCAGCAGCAGCAGCAACAGCAGCAGCAGCAGACCUCGAAUAAGCGACCCAGCAACAGCACCCCCCCACCAACCCAGCUGAAUAAGAUCAAGUAUUCAGGGGGACCCCAGAUUGUAAAGAAGGAGCGGCGGCAGAGCUCCUCCCGCUUCAACUUAAGCAAAAACCGGGAACUCCAGAAACUCCCUGCCCUUAAAGAUGCACCUCCUCACGAACGGGAAGAGCUCUUCAUACAGAAGCUGCGACAAUGCUGCGUCCUCUUCGACUUUGUUUCUGACCCGCUCAGCGACUUGAAGUUCAAAGAGGUGAAGCGAGCGGGCCUCAACGAGAUGGUGGAAUACAUCACACACAACCGGGAUGUUGUCACAGAGGCCAUUUAUCCCGAAGCUGUUAUCAUGUUUUCAGUAAAUCUCUUCCGUACGCUUCCCCCGUCAUCCAAUCCUACGGGAGCAGAAUUUGACCCUGAGGAAGAUGAACCUACGCUAGAAGCUGCUUGGCCACACCUCCAGCUGGUUUAUGAAUUCUUUUUGAGGUUCCUGGAGUCCCCAGACUUCCAACCAAACAUAGCCAAGAAAUAUAUUGACCAGAAGUUUGUAUUGUCACUGCUGGACCUGUUUGACAGUGAAGAUCCCAGAGAGCGGGACUUUCUGAAGACUAUUUUGCAUAGGAUUUAUGGGAAAUUCUUGGGCCUCCGAGCAUAUAUAAGGCGGCAGAUCAACAACAUAUUUUACAGGUUUAUCUAUGAGACAGAACACCAUAACGGAAUUGCAGAACUGCUAGAGAUUUUAGGGAGUAUAAUCAAUGGAUUUGCUUUGCCCCUGAAGGAAGAGCACAAGAUGUUCCUCAUCCGGGUCUUGCUGCCGUUGCACAAAGUGAAAUCUCUGAGCGUCUACCACCCCCAGUUGGCAUACUGUGUGGUGCAGUUCUUGGAGAAAGAUAGCAGCCUGACCGAACCGGUGAUUAUGGGCUUGCUGAAGUUUUGGCCAAAAACACACAGUCCCAAGGAGGUGAUGUUCCUGAAUGAGCUGGAAGAAAUAUUAGACGUCAUUGAACCCUCGGAGUUUGUGAAGGUUAUGGAACCCCUGUUCCGGCAACUGGCGAAGUGUGUCUCCAGCCCACACUUCCAGGUGGCCGAGAGGGCGUUGUACUAUUGGAACAAUGAGUACAUCAUGAGCUUGAUCAGUGACAAUGCAGCCAAAAUUCUCCCCAUCAUGUUCCCGGCGCUCUACAAGAAUUCCAAAAGUCAUUGGAACAAGACAAUCCAUGGGUUGAUCUACAAUGCACUGAAGCUGUUCAUGGAGAUGAACCAGAAGCUGUUUGACGACUGCACACAGCAGUAUAAGGCAGAGAAGCAGAAAGGGCGGUUCAGGUUGAAGGAACGAGAAGAGAUGUGGCACAAGAUUGAGGAGCUGGCCCGCCAAAAUCCUCAGUACCCCAUGUAUUGCGCCCCCCCACCCUUGCCUCCUGUUUAUUGCAUGGAGACGGAGACCCCCACUGCAGAGGACAUACAGCUACUGAAGAAAACGAUGGAAACGGAGGCUGUGCAGAUGCUGAAAGACAUAAAGAAGGAGAAGGUUCUGCUGCGUCGGAAAUCGGAGCUUCCCCAGGACGUCUACACCAUAAAGGCCCUGGAAGCGCACAAGAGAGCGGAAGAAUUCCUCACCUCGAGCCAGGAGGCGCUCUGACGGGCUAGGGAGCCCCUGGAGGGAACACAGAAAUGCACUUUGUUCUGAUGUAUAACUAGGGAAUGAACAUGGUGAGCUGUGCCUGUCCUCCGCUCCAUUCUCAUUCUUUCAGGUUAGAUUUGAUUUUACAUUGUACCUCAUAUCCCCCACGACACUGUCACUUCCUCCUGCUUUUUCCUGUUUACAAAGCUGUUUUUUGUGUGCACGUGUGAAAGGGAGCCUAGCCCCAUCCAUGAGGGGGUCAUUCCACACAAGGGUCAUCCCUGCUCCUCCUCCUCCUGUUCCCCCCCCCUCUCCCCACCAAUCUAUUCCAGUCCCAGGACCAAAGCAUCGAGAGUUCAGCUGCAAACUUACAGCAGCCUUAGCCCGAGCUGGCGCCCUGCAGAUGUUCUGGACCACAAAUCCCAUCAGGUAGUCCCGAACAUCUGGAAGGCACCAGAUGGUCAAAGGCUGGUGCUACAGUAAUAAUUCACUACAGCCCCCCUAGCACUUGUUUAUAUCCCCUUUUUUUAAUCUACACCCCACACAAUGAUAAGGUCUGAAGAACGGAACAUAUUAUGUGAAACUGGCAGAGCUGCUCACUACAGUCCAGCUUCCUAGGGAUCAAGGCAGGCUUGUUCCUUGGGGACCAAGCUAGAUUUAGGAACAUAGUUUUGCUUCCCCCCCCCCUCCCGGGGAUAAAUGGCUAAUUAGAGAGUACCGAUUUGAUUUAUAUGGACAAUGGUCACUGGCUUUUUUGUUGGGUUCUGUGCAAGGAUGUAAACAUUGUGUAUGUGUGUCAGUGUAAGAAAGAGAUCAUGAAUGCAAAUGGAGGGUGAGUCAGGCAAAUUUACAAUUUGUUCUAUUUGCACUCCCCCCCCCCCAAUGGCACAAUGGCAGCCUUAGAGUUCUAGGUCUGGCCUGUGCUUUUUGCUGCUCGAUCAUUUGGAUUGUCCGUCCCAAAUACAGACUAGUUAUUGAUCUACACAUUUACCGCACAAGAGCCUCCCUUAUGAACUGGUCGGCUUCUCUCUCUGCAGUUUCAGCUAGAACUGGAGCGAGAUUUGACGCAGAUUCUCCUACUUAUGCCAACCUCCCUUUCUCCACUGUUGGUUUCUAAGCUUGGGAGAAUGCUGGGUGAAUUGCUUCCUGACUUAAGUUCACAGUACACAAACAGCUUUGUAAGCAUUUUUCAUAUUGGGAACAAGGGCGGGAGGGGACUUAACUGCACAAGCCAGGGAACACCUGUUGCUGUUUUCUUAAUAGGGAUCUGCACUUCGUUUGCUUGGGGGGGACUAAGCCUCAGUGUGCUCAAGUUCAUUUCAGCCGUUCUAGUUCCAUGGGCCUCACCUUGGAAAGUCUCGGAGCAAGAGAUAGCAAAGGCUCAUUUUAGGGUGGUAGCCGGAGAGGAUUAUCCCAUUUCCCAUAAGCUAUAGGUUUUAGCUUGUGAGCCACUGACUCAAAUCCCCUGCUCAAUGCAAGCAAUCCAGAGCUAGAGUGUGCUAGAGGUGGCCAUCCAACAGCAACUCGUGGAGUUCCUGUAAGGGUCAGCCUUCCAUACCUAUAGGUAAUUGUCAAACUGCUCUUACCUUCGCAAUUUUUCUCCUAUUAGUGAACCAAAAUAUACCCUCCUGUAUUUUAAGGCCAUAAGAGCUACUCUUGCCUUCCAGGGGCAGAAAAGGACAAAUGGUGGCCUUCUUUGUGAUAGCUUUUCAGGUAUUUCAAGUGCUAGCAUGUCCGCCUUCAGUCUUUUCUUCUGCAGCUGUAACAUUCCCUGUUCCUUUAAUGUAUCCUUACGAGACUUGUUUUCUAUAGUUGACCACGUUUGUUGGCCUCCGCUUAAUCCAGUUGUCUAUAUCAGGGGUUCCAUGGACCGCCAGUGGUCCAGGAGAAAUGUGUUUGAAGAACAAUUUGAAUUCCAUAGAAUUCUAUACAAUUCAAAUUGUAGUACAAUAUGAGAAAUAAAAGAAGCAAUAAAAAAUACAAGUAAAAACCAUACAGCAUCAAAGCACAGCACGUUACAACAGGCAGAGGAAAAUCAUUAAGUGGUCUGCCUCAAAGUUGGGGCACCCAGAACUGGACACAUUACUCCAGAUGUGGUCUGACUUGUGUAGAGUAAAAUGGAACUAUUACUUCUCAUCUAGCCUAUAUUUAACCAGUUCACCAACAAAAAAAAAAAAGACUUUGCCAAAUGCUUAGCUGUAAUAAAGAUAAAUUACAUCCAGAGCAUUCCCACACUCCAA
This is a messenger RNA of Zootoca vivipara (common lizard), 4148 nucleotides long. It is a transcript of the gene PPP2R5D, whose product is annotated as protein phosphatase 2 regulatory subunit B'delta. The record is from RefSeq and is a predicted model, not a curated record. Gene Ontology annotation, biological process: protein dephosphorylation; signal transduction. Gene Ontology annotation, molecular function: protein phosphatase activator activity. Gene Ontology annotation, cellular component: protein phosphatase type 2A complex; nucleus; cytosol. NCBI's taxonomy places the organism in Eukaryota, Metazoa, Chordata, Lepidosauria, Squamata, Lacertidae.